GUGCCUCAUGGUGCUGUACUCGGAGGCAGAGCCGUCCCAGAGGCCAGCGCUGUCCCGGCCCUGUGCCACACCGGCACGGUGCCUGCACGCUGGCACUGCCGGGGCACCGGGAACCCCCGGUUCCUGCCCUGAGCCGGGCGGCGUUACCACAGCAAGGCUGCAGAACACAGCCAGAGAUGUGUGGGCAUUCAUUGUCCUGAAUGAUAAAUGGCUACAGAGAAAUUGCCCCUUGGAGAAAAUGGGAUCCUAAGUGGACUGGAAGAGACGUCCAGUCCAUGUGGGAAAUAGAAAUUGCUGCACUGGGCCCCAAAAUGAGGAAGAAAACAAAAUGGAAAAACAAAUCAGAACAGCUUUUCCUGCUUUCCGGUCUCCCUGGCUCCUCUUGCCAGCACUGAGGGAAGGGACUCUGGCUUUCCUGCCCGGACCAGGGCCCUGGGGAGCUGCCUCUUGUUUUUAGUUUCCUUACUUGGAGCAGGAAUUACAUUAGCAGGUCUUGAAGCCAGCAGCACUGCGCCCAUGUUCCUUCCGGGAAACUGCUGUCAUUCCAAGCUCUGGCUUUGUGCUUCCUGCCGUGGCGCCCUCCGGCCAGCCCUCUGGCCCCGCUCGGCCACGGCUCAGCAGGGGGCUGAUGAGCACGGUCGUGAUCAGGGAAAUUGGAGCAGGGAGCGUGGAAGUGAGAGUCCCUCCCGUCCUCGCAAAAAUGGCAGGGGAUGUUUUUGCAGGGCCAUGACAGCAUAGGCAGUGGUGAGAAAUGGAUCGCUUCACCGAGUGUGGGACCCAGACGGACGCCGUGGUGGUGCUCUCCCUGGCACAGGCGGCGGUGCUGGGCUUGGUGUCCGAGAAUGAGCUGCUUGGGGCCACCGUCAGCCCCGCCGGCUUCUUCCCGGGGCUGGGAGGAGAACUGCCCGAGACGACGGGAGUGGAGCUGGAGGAGCCGGAGGGCGAGUACCGGCUGGAGGGCGACGGGCAGGCACCGGGGGAUGGGCAGGAGGAGGAAGCCCUGGAGGCAGAGUCGUCCUUGGAGAAGCAUGCCCGGAGGAGGAAGCGGCCUCCUGUGAGGCUGGUGCCCAAGGUCAAGCGCGAGAAGGCCGAGGUGGAGGAAGAGGUGGUGUACGAAGUGUCCGUCCCCGGGGAAGACAAGGGCGAGCUGCAGCACAAGCUCCCGCCCGCCUUCCCGGACCCCAGCCAGGAGAAGACGGUGCAGAGCAGCGCCGUGAAGAUGAUCGACCUCAGCUCCUUCAGCAGGAAGCCCCGCCGCCUGCGGCACCUGCGCCGGCACACGCGCCAGUCCUCGGAGCGCUACGAGCCGCUCCACGGCAAGCCCGACCCGGCGGGCACGGCAGAGGGCAGCACCGCGGGCACCCCGCAGACCGAGUGCGCCUUCGAGGCGGGCGCCCCAUCCCCGGGCGAGGUGGAGGCACCCGCGUCCCCCGAGCAGGUGAAGAACGAGCAGGGCUUCACGUGGCAGGAGCCCGGGGAGCUCGAGGCGGACGCGGCGGGCGCCAACAGCGAGCGCAACAAGAAGGCGCAGCUGGACCGGCUGGACAUCAACGUGCAGAUCGACGACUCCUACCUGGUGGAGGCGGGGGACCGCCAGAAGCGCUGGCAGUGCCGCAUGUGCGAGAAGUCCUACACCUCCAAGUACAACCUGGUGACCCACAUCCUGGGCCACAACGGCAUCAAGCCCCACUCCUGCCCGCACUGCAACAAGCUCUUCAAGCAGCCCAGCCACCUGCAGACCCACCUGCUGACCCACCAGGGCACGCGGCCGCACAAGUGCGAGGUGUGCAGCAAGGCGUUCACGCAGACCAGCCACCUGAAGCGGCACAUGCUGCUGCACACCGACAUCAAGCCCUACAGCUGCCGCUUCUGCGGGAGGGGCUUCGCCUACCCCAGCGAGCUGAAGGCGCACGAGGUGAAGCACGAGAGUGGCCGCUGCCACGUCUGCGUGGAGUGCGGGCUGGACUUCUCCACGCUCACCCAGCUGAAGCGGCACCUCGCCACGCACCAGGGCCCCACGCUCUACCAGUGCCUGGAGUGCAGCAAGUCCUUCCACUACCGCAGCCAGCUGCAGAACCACAUGCUGAAGCACCAGAACGUCCGGCCCUUUGUCUGCACCGAGUGCGGCAUGGAGUUCAGCCAGAUCCACCACCUCAAGCAGCACUCGCUCACCCACAAGGGCGUGAAGGAGUUCAAGUGCGAGGUGUGCGGGCGGGAGUUCACCCUGCAGGCCAACAUGAAGCGCCACAUGCUCAUACACACCAGCGUCCGUCCGUACCAGUGCCACAUCUGCUUCAAGACGUUUGUGCAGAAGCAGACGCUCAAGACCCACAUGAUUGUGCACUCACCGGUGAAGCCAUUCAAAUGCAAGGUUUGUGGGAAGUCCUUUAACCGCAUGUACAACCUGCUGGGCCACAUGCAUCUGCACGCUGGGAGCAAGCCCUUCAAGUGUCCCUAUUGCUCCAGCAAGUUCAACCUGAAAGGCAACCUGAGCCGGCACAUGAAGGUCAAGCACGGGGUGAUGGACAUCAGCCUGGACAGCCAAGACCCCAUGAUGGACCUGGCCGGGGCUGAGCACGCCGAGCUGGACGGCCAGCAGGAGAUGGAAGACUUCGAGGAGGAGAACUCUUACGGCUACGGAGGGGUCGGCAACCCCCCAGAUGAGAGUGCACUGACGGAGCAGGCCAUGAAGGAGAUGGCGUACUACAACAUGUUGUAGCCAAGCGGGAGGGCGGCCGGCCCGCAGCAGGCUGGAGGAGGGCGGCUGCCAGCCUGCGUGGACCUUGCGUGGUAAGAGGAGCUGCUGCUGCCCGCGGGCUCGGCGCCCAGGCAGACCCGCUGGAGAGGGGCAGGCUGCAGCCAGGUGGGCGAAGGAGGAGACGGGGAUGUCCUGCGAGCUGUGCUGGGUGGAGGCUGGAGGCAGCGCGGGGCAGCGGUUGCAGCCUGCCUCGGGCACUCGGAGUAGGUAUGCCAAGCCAGCAAGGCUCCAGCACGCUUUGAGAGCUGCAGAAGCCUGGGCAAGCUCAUGCCACCAACGGGGGCUGUUCCUGCUCGGGGCCCCGUCUCCUCCAGCCGCCCUGGAGAAGGAGCACCCGAGCGGCACACAGCUCCCCUGCCCAGCGCCGUGCUGCCCGUCCUGCCCUCCCACCUGCCCUCCCACCUGCCCCGCUGCUGGGUGGGAAGCCAGGACCUCGCCCCAGUCUUCCCCUUGCCUGUAGCCUAGCAUCCAGCGUACUCCAAGCUGCGGGCAGGGGAGGGCACAUCCCAGAAGACGACGAGCAUUAUUUGUGAUUCUACCUCCUGGGUCCUCCCCGCUUGGCUGGGCUGCAGGCCAGCUGCACCGCCAGCCCAGUGCCCCCACCGCGCGGCCAGCAGCGCAGGAGCCCCUCUGCCUGCACGAGGCCAAGCAGGAAGGAGGCUGUGCUGCAGCUCCCGCUCAGUCCCCGUCUCCUCGGCAGGCGAGAGCAGUUCUGGUUGCUCUGUCAUCAGCUGCGAGCUGGUACAGGCAAAGCUGUGGCAAGCCAAGAGAGGCCACAGGGCACAUACAAAACAGAAUAUUUUCUUACAAACUAAUUGCAAAGCUCAGUGGAAGCAGCAGCUCUGAGUAUAGAGCAGCUUUAGUGAGCGAUGUAUUUAAAGGAAGGCAAACCCUGUUCAACUUGAGCAAAUGAUGGUAUUUUGAAAGUAAUUUAUUUUUUUCAGAUGUGCCGCGUGGUUGGAUUUAUCUUUUCACUGAGUUCAGUUUCCUUCAACCAAUGUUCUUUGUAAA
Molecule: messenger RNA, 3769 nt
Organism: Cygnus atratus (black swan)
Lineage: Eukaryota; Metazoa; Chordata; Aves; Anseriformes; Anatidae
Gene: ZNF710
Product: zinc finger protein 710
Exons: 5
Coding region: 752-2719 (655 amino acids)
Source: RefSeq, a predicted model, not a curated record